AUGUGUUCCGUGAUUGCUGGGAGGAUUAGUUAUGUGUUCGGCUGUCAUGGCCCUGCUGUUACUGUUGAUACAGCCUGCAGCUCGUCCCUUGUAGCAGUGGACCUAGCGAUUAGUGCUUUAAAAAGUGGUAGAUGUUCUCAAGCAAUCGUUGCUGGAGUGAACCUGAUCUUAAGCGAGAGAGGGCAAGGUGCUCGGGCAAAUGGUAAAAUGCUAUCUCGUCAUGGAAUGUCGCUAAGUUUUGAUGCUAGAGCCUCUGGCUAUGGCCGUUCAGAUGGAUGUGUUGUGAUGAUGUUGGAGGUGGCUAAACCUAACUUGGAUUACCUGGGGAUUAUCAGCGGUGUAAAUGUCAACCAUGGCGGUCGAGCUAUUUCUUUGACGACGCCUAACCCGGAGGCCCAAAAGAUGCUACUCAAUUCUUUACUUCAAGAAUGUGGCAACCCCGAUCUCCAAUACUGGGAAGCACAUGGAACCGGAACAGCUGUGGGUUCUUUAACGCUGCCAGUAAUUGGUGAAGACGUGCAGUUGAAAGCGUGCGGGCUGACAUCCUUCGGAGUUAGCGGAACGAACGCUGCUGGUAUUUUAAGGGCAGCAGCUAAACCAGAUGGUGAAAUAGGUAAAAUGAAGAAGUAUAACCUUCUGCUGAUUUCUGCAAAGGAUAAGACCUCUCUAGGGCGAAUGAUGAGAAAUAUCAGGGAUUACAUGUUCACAACAGCAUAUACUAUAGAUGAAAUGAGUGCUGCCCUUGCCAUUCGAAGGCAGCACUACAAGUGCCGUUGUGCAAUUGUC
Strongylus vulgaris is the source of this 786-nucleotide messenger RNA. Lineage: Eukaryota; Metazoa; Nematoda; Chromadorea; Rhabditida; Strongylidae. The record is from the annotation of a GenBank genome assembly.